Messenger RNA from Hermetia illucens (black soldier fly), 1333 nucleotides. RefSeq names its product peritrophin-44-like. The transcript has 2 exons. The record is from RefSeq and is a predicted model, not a curated record. NCBI's taxonomy places the organism in Eukaryota, Metazoa, Arthropoda, Insecta, Diptera, Stratiomyidae. Gene Ontology annotation, cellular component: extracellular region. Bases 55 to 1137 code for a protein of 360 amino acids. Gene Ontology annotation, molecular function: chitin binding.
AAAAAAUUUUGCAGUAUCUUAAACACGAAUUGAAAAAUUGCGAUAAGAAAAGAAAUGGGGAAAAACUCAGGCGAAAUGGUUGCCUUGGCUGCAUUUCUCAUCACUUUCUUUGCAUCCCUGCCAAGAUCCGGGUACUGUCAGAAUGCUUGUAUUAACCAAGCUAGUUCUACCACCACUUACGUUCCAAAUCCAACAUCAUGUGCGGCGUGGAUUGCCUGUAGCCUCGGCGAAGUUGUGGAAACAGGAAUAUGUAAUUCAGGAUAUAUGUUCAACCCUUCUUCAGCAUCCUGCGAGCCAGCUAGAAACGUCAACUGCCCAUCCUCUCCCGUUAUGAAUAUUUGUCAAAAUCAACCAGACGACUCCUAUGUCGCAGACCCAAACAACUGUCAUGGAUACUUCCACUGUGCAAACUCCGUUGGAAGUGCUGGUCUCUGCAGUAGUGGGUACUACUUCAAUUCUACCUUAGAAGUUUGCGUCAAUGAUCCUAGCUAUGAGUGCGAAAGUAAUACACCUGACGUGAUUUGCUCCGAUGUACCAAACGGAACCUUUUUGCCAGACAAAACAAGCUGUUCUGGAUAUUACCACUGCGAUAAUGGUCAAUAUAUUGCUGGAUCCUGCGGCAACACGCUUUACUUCAACCCCGCGACUGGCGCUUGUGAUUACCCAUCGAAUGUGCAAUAUUCGACUUCAAGUACUAAUGGUAGCGAGGGUAGUUCAACAACUGCAAUAUCUGUUCCAUAUAACUACACCGGUAUUUGCGGAACAACGACAGAUGAUAGCCGCUUUGCCUUGGACCCAGCAAACUGCACAGGAUACUUUUACUGCAAAUCACCCAAUGAUAAAGCUCCAACUCAUGGAUACUGUCCAAUUGGUCUUGCAUUCAAUUCUACUAGUCAGGAGUGCGCAUCGGCCUCAAAUGUCACCUGCACGAUUGAGCCAUGUGUGAACAGGCCUGUUGGAUACUUCGCUGCAGAUGAUACGAGUUGCUCAUCGUUUUACUACUGUUCAGCUUCUGGUAAGAAAGCUGGAAAGUGCCCGCCAGGAUAUAAUUUUGAUGUAAAAAAUCAGAAUUGUAAUUUACCUUCAGUAGUUCCCUGCAGAGUUAGAAAUGCUCCUGAUAAUAACGUAAAUGCUUAGUAAUCAAAUUCAUCCUGUUCCUCAGAUCUGUUCUAUACCCUCAUGCAGUUCUUCUCCAGCCCCUUUUCCUCUCCUUUCCUCUUAUUUUAUUUGCUUCUGCACCUUCUUCCUCAUCGCAAUUUAUAUGAUAUAUAAAUGAGGUCUUUUUAAGUCCCCGAAUAGGGAGCUGUGAUAUCCUUAAUUAUAAAUCGGGUGA